GAUGAUCAUCAUAGAAAAAAGAAAGAAUCUCUCUUUCUCCUUAAAAAAAUUUCACUUGUCUUCUUGUCAAAUUUUUCCACUCCCAAAAUUCUCGAAUCUCAUUAUUGCUCUCUGCAUAUUGUCCCCAUCACUAGCUUCAAAUCCAGAGUCAGAUUCACCUGGAGAGCUGCAAUGGCGAUCGACGAGGACUUGGAGAGCUGCGGCAGCAGAGCCGCCGCGUUCUCGUCGCAGGCGCAGCCUCGCCACCAGCGGCAGAAGCUCGAGGUCUACAACGGGGUGCUGAGGAGAAUUCAGGAGUUUAAUUAUGAGGAGGCCAGUCUUCCUGGAUUUGAUGAUCAGCUUUGGCUCCAUUUCAAUCGAUUACCUGCUCGAUACGCGUUGGAUGUGAAUGUGGAGAGGGCAGAGGAUGUGCUUACACAUAAGAGAUUGCUGCAACUUGCAGAGGACCCUGCUUACCAACCCGCCUUUGAAGUUCGCACUGUGCAGGUUUAUCCUGUGUACAAUGGGAUUCCUGGUGAUUCGGUCCAUUCAGAUUCUUCAAUGAAAGAAGAUGCACAGAGUUCUUUUAAUUAUAACAGACAAGGGAUUCAUCCACCACCUACCUUUGGUUCGUCUCCUAAUCUCGAGGCACUUUCACUUCUAGCCAAUAGAUCCCAUGUUGAUGAUGGAGACAGUGCAAUGAGCAUAACACCCUAUGUUUCUAGGCCUAUGCAUGAGAUCACUUUUUCAACAGUUGACAAGCCUAAACUUCUUAGUCAGUUAACUUCAUUACUUGCUGAUAUUGGACUGAAUAUUCAAGAAGCUCAUGCCUUUUCCACUGUUGAUGGAUUUUCUCUGGAUGUUUUCGUAGUUGAUGGUUGGCACUUAGAGGAAACUGAAGAACUUAAAAGGGUGUUGGAGAAGGAAAUUUCAAAAUUUAAGGAGUCAAAGCAGUAUCCAGUUGCUGCAAUUAGCGAGGAUAACCAAAUAAAAAUUGAGUCUUCCCACGACGCCCUACAAAUACCAACUGAUGGUAUAGAUGUAUGGGAGAUUGACACAAGGCAGCUGAAAUUUGAGAACAAAGUUGGAUCUGGAUCAUUCGGUGAUCUGUACAGAGGCACAUAUUGUAGUCAGGAAGUUGCCAUCAAAGUUUUAAAACCUGAGCGUGUCAAUGCAGAGAUGCUGAGAGAUUUUUCACAGGAAGUUUAUAUACUGAGGAAAAUUCGGCACAAGAAUGUUGUGCAAUUUAUUGGUGCAUGUACACAACCUCCAAACAUAUGUAUUGUGACCGAGUUUAUGUCCAGGGGAAGUGUAUAUGACUUUCUGCAUAAACAAAAGGGUGUGUUCAAGCUUCCGUCUCUGCUCAAAGUAGCAAUUGAUGUUUCGAAGGGAAUGAAUUAUUUGCACCAAAAUAAUAUAGUCCACAGAGACCUUAAGACUGCCAAUCUUCUGAUGGAUGAACACGAAGUUGUUAAGGUUGCUGAUUUUGGGGUUGCCAGAGUCCAAGCACAAUCUGGAGUGAUGACAGCUGAAACCGGAACAUACCGAUGGAUGGCUCCUGAGGUCAUUGAACACAAACCGUAUGAUCACAAGGCAGAUGUUUUCAGUUUUGGUAUAGUGUUGUGGGAGCUUCUAACAGGAGAACUCCCCUACUCAUCCUUGACCCCAUUACAAGCAGCAGUGGGUGUGGUGCAAAAGGCAUUACGACCUACAAUCCCAAAGAAUACUCACCCAAAGUUUGCAGAAGUGCUUGAGAGAUGCUGGCAGCAAGACCCAACUCAAAGACCUGACUUCUCUGAGAUUGUGGAAAUUCUUCAACAUCUGGCCAAGGAGGUGGGAAAUGAGGGUGAAGACCGACACAAGGAUAAGUCAUUUUUCUCAGCGCUGAGAUGGGGCCAUCACUAAUCAUUGGGGAUGAGAGAACUCUACUUAUGUAUGUCCCAAGCAGUUAAAUGGAUUUUAAAUUGAACUAAGGGUGAAGACAUGCAUUUUCCAUUGUACAGUUUUUCCCAAGCAACUACACAGAUUUUAAUUUGAACUUUCUGUGUGUUCUACGGACUGGGUUUUCUUAGUUUAAUUAGUCCACUGAUUGUGGCAAACUACCGAGCCAUUAUCAAAAGAAUAUUGUAAACAAAUUGAUGCAAGAUCUUAUGGUAUA
This is a messenger RNA of Rosa rugosa (rugosa rose), 2137 nucleotides long. RefSeq names its product serine/threonine-protein kinase STY17. Gene Ontology annotation, molecular function: ATP binding; protein kinase activity. The record is from RefSeq and is a predicted model, not a curated record. The transcript is spliced from 16 exons. Bases 172 to 1884 code for a protein of 570 amino acids. Gene Ontology annotation, biological process: protein phosphorylation. NCBI's taxonomy places the organism in Eukaryota, Viridiplantae, Streptophyta, Magnoliopsida, Rosales, Rosaceae.